Messenger RNA from Pieris macdunnoughi, 675 nucleotides. The record is from the annotation of a GenBank genome assembly. NCBI's taxonomy places the organism in Eukaryota, Metazoa, Arthropoda, Insecta, Lepidoptera, Pieridae.
AUGUCGUUCAUUAAAAUAUUGAAGGCGCCGAGUAAAUUAUUUAAAAAAGAUGUUAUAACAUUCUUAACAAUUCGUCGUCAUGAUUUAGGCGUGCUAGACAACAAACUUCACUACAUAGCCGUAAAGCCAACAGCAUCAAUUUCAGUGCUGAGACAAAAAGUGUGGCAUCUAUUAGAUCUGCCAGAUUAUUGCGAUGAGAUUAUUAAACUAGAAUCGGAGGAUGGCAAAGAGCUACCGUUGACAGAUCUGCGUACUGGGAAUGAACCACAACAUCCUUACAUUUUAGAAGUGUGGUUACCAGGAAACCAGUCAUACACUUCUGGAUAUCAUAAGAAUAUGUUAACAAUGGGCGAUAGUAGUAUCCUUAACCGAAACAGUUCAAGUGGCACCGAAUUUGAAGAGAAAAUCCACAAUGAUAGUAGUGCAAAGUCAACUGGUACACCAAUUUUUAAAACAACAGUGGCAAUAAAUACGAAAAACGAGAACAAAGCAAACACUUUGCCUUCAGAUUGCAAAAGCGAAGUUUGUUCAAAAAUUUCCUCGACAUCGCUCUUCUUUAAAUUACAUGGAAGGAAAAGUCGUGAUAACUUCACUAAUAUUUUACUAAAAAUUCAAAACGACCUCAUCGUUUUGAGUAACAAAUUAUCAAAUUUGGAAAAUAAAAUACAAAUUUAA